CAGUUCGCGAGAGAAUCAGUUGGUCGGCGGUUCGUAACAGCGCACGUUACGUUUUUAACGGACGAGCGGAUUAACGUCGGUAUCGACAAGUUUAUCACCCAACCCAAAAACCAAUUGUCAAUCGAAGACGAUAGCGCGGCGUAUUUGCCAAUCCAAGUGAUAUCUUUUGGCUGUGGUUAAUGUUUUUAAUGCUUUCUGGCUGCCCUGAAAUGCCGUCGGCUUUUGGUCCCUGUGAACUUUCGAGCUGAAGACCUAAGCCCUCAAACUGAUGUCCACCUUGGCCAGCACUCGACCGCCCCCGCUCAAGCUGACUAUUCCUUCCUUAGAGGAGGCAGAGGACCACGCGCAGGAGAGGAGAGCGGGCGGAGGUGGCCAGGAAGUAGGUAAAAUGCAUCCGGAUUGCUUGCCCUUGCCGCUUGUCCAGCCGGGCAACUCGCCCCAAGUGCGGGAGGAGGAGGAGGACGAGCAGACGGAGUGCGAGGAGCAGCUGAACAUAGAGGAUGAAGAGGUCGAGGAGGAGCACGAUUUGGACCUGGAGGAUCCGGCCAGCUGCUGCAGUGAGAAUAGUGUCUUGAGUGUGGGCCAGGAACAAUCGGAAGCAGCACAGGCUGCGCUAUCCGCUCAAGCUCAGGCCAGGCAGAGGCUUUUGAUCAGCCAAAUCUAUCGACCGUCGGCAUUCAGCAGCACUGCUACCACUGUUUUGCCGCCCAGCGAAGGUCCGCCCUUCUCACCCGAAGAUCUCCUGCAACUGCCUCCCUCCACUGGAACCUUCCAGGAGGAGUUCCUGCGAAAGUCCCAGCUGUACGCCGAGGAGCUGAUGAAACAGCAGAUGCAUCUAAUGGCCGCCGCCAGGGUGAACGCUCUCACGGCAGCGGCGGCGGGAAAACAGCUGCAAAUGGCAAUGGCGGCGGCGGCGGUUGCCACAGUGCCCAGCGGUCAGGAUGCACUGGCUCAGCUGACGGCCACGGCAUUGGGUCUGGGACCCGGUGGAGCGGUGCAUCCCCAUCAGCAAUUGCUACUGCAAAGGGAUCAGGUCCACCACCAUCAUCACAUGCAGAAUCACCUGAAUAACAAUGAAAAUCUGCACGAAAGGGCGCUCAAAUUCAGCAUAGACAAUAUCCUGAAGGCGGACUUUGGUUCCAGAUUGCCCAAGAUUGGUGCUUUAAGUGGCAAUAUCGGUGGUGGCAGUGUAAGUGGGAGCAGUACUGGCAGCAGUAAAAAUUCUGGAAAUACCAAUGGCAACAGAUCUCCCCUAAAGGCGCCCAAGAAGUCGGGAAAGCCACUGAAUCUGGCUCAAAGUAACGCCGCCGCCAACUCGAGCUUGAGCUUCUCCAGCUCGCUGGCGAAUAUAUGCAGCAACAGCAACGAUUCCAAUAGCACCGCCACCAGCAGCAGCACGACGAACACCUCGGGGGCACCAGUGGAUCUGGUCAAGUCGCCACCGCCAGCGGCAGGAGCGGGUGCCACAGGAGCAUCCGGUAAAUCGGGCGAGGAUUCCGGCACUCCCAUCGUUUGGCCAGCGUGGGUCUACUGCACCCGCUACAGCGAUCGUCCCAGCUCAGGUCGAAGUCCACGAGCGCGAAAGCCCAAGAAGCCGGCGACGUCCAGUUCGGCGGCAGGUGGUGGGGGUGGGGGCGUCGAGAAGGGGGAGGCCGCCGAUGGGGGCGGGGUGCCGGAGGACAAAAGGCCGCGAACGGCCUUCAGCGGAACGCAGUUGGCCAGACUGAAGCACGAGUUCAACGAGAAUCGCUAUCUGACGGAGAAGCGACGCCAGCAGCUGAGCGGGGAACUGGGACUGAACGAGGCGCAGAUCAAGAUCUGGUUCCAGAACAAACGGGCCAAGCUGAAAAAGUCGAGCGGCACCAAGAAUCCGCUGGCGCUGCAGCUGAUGGCGCAGGGAUUGUACAACCACUCGACGAUACCGCUGACCCGCGAGGAGGAGGAGCUGCAGGAGCUGCAGGAGGCGGCUAGUGCCGCUGCCGCCAAGGAGCCCUGCUAGAAGGAGGUGGGGUGUGCGGCAAUAUCUACAAUCUAGUAUUUAUGGAGUAGUGUGUAAGCUAGCUUUAGAAAUUCUGAGCGAUUAAGUUGUACAAUAUUCUAGUCCGCCGCACACGCAGUCGAACGCAGAAUCAGGUGAAGAAAUCUUCCGGAGAAUUGGCCGCUGGGCGUAGAAAUCCCCCGAAGAGCUAUGAUUGUGUGUGCGUUUUGUAUAAUAGAUUCAUAAAUUCACAACUAAAUAAUUUAAUAAACAUUUAAAUUAUACACGCCGUUUUUGUUGCUGUCGUUAUCAAAGAAUUUUGCAUAAUUUUAAUGUGAUUGCCAUAUCUGUUUAUGGGCCGCAGCCAAUCGAACAGUCGGCCAAUUGGCCAAGUGGGUGGUCUCCAUCUAUAGCUUUUGCUAUUGAUAUAUACAUAUAUCGAUCGCAUUUCCAUUUUCCGUGGGCGUCGGCAUUAAUUACUCAAUUAACAAUGCGCGGAUCAAAAGAUUGGGCACCGGCCGCAGCAAUUGCUGGAAUUACAUUCGAAUUGAAUUCAUUAUGCAAAUUGAAUUUAAAACUGCUAUCUUCGAGCAUAAUCACGCCUAAUAAACGGCGUCUCGUCUCGAUGCCAAACAUUAGCCACAUAUAUUAUUAAAUUCCCUCCUUCGUCGCUUUGUUUUCGUCCCCUCUUGUUUCGCUCCCUCGUCUAAUUUAGCCAUUAAAUUUGCAUACAGUCGUCAAAUCCAGGUGUGUGCAGGUGUGUGUGUGUGCGCCAGUGUGUGCGAGUGUGUGAGUCUGCCAACGGCACAAAUUGACACCUUGACGGCCAAAGCGGCGCCCGCCGAGCUUUACCUUUGCUUUUGCUGUUGCUUUUGCUUUUGGCCAAACUGAAGUGCAGCGUCAACAUCGCGUAGGUGUUAAAUGUGUCUGUCAUUGCAGGCGGCACGGGUUAAGCCGUCGGCGGGGGGGUGGAGAGGGCCGGGCGGUACAGUGGAUCGCAGGCACGUAACACCUGCAGAAGUUCGAGGGGCCAAACAAAGUGGACGACAACAAUAAACAACUGAAGGUAAUGUCUAAAUACAGAAAACAUUUAACCACAAUGGCAAUCAAUUUGAUCGUAAAUCUUCCAUUUGAAAAAACUACAUAUUUUAAUAUACCAAAUUACCAAUUUAAAUUAUUUUCUAAUCUUAAAUAAUUUGAAUUGUGCUUAUUCAGUUAAUAGUAAAGUUUUUAAAUUACAAUGCAUAUUUAUUAUUGCAGUUAUUAUUAUUUCAUCCUAUAGACAUUUUCUGAGAAAUAAUGACUUAUUAAAUGGAAUUUAGCAAAGAGUAAGAAUGUUAUUUAAUCAAGAAGUAAUACAAUCAUUUAGAAAAAAAUAAAGUUUUUAUUAAUAUUUUUGGCUUGACUGAACUUUAAAAAUUCCAAGUUAACCUCUUCUUUCCCGAUGAGCAACUAAAAUCCAUUUGCAGUCCAAAAAUAAAAUGUAUAACAAGUAUAGCAAAGUAGUAUAUUUACCAUUAUGGAAUGUUUAAUUUGUGGCUUUGGCUUGCCUUUUUUGAUUUUUUAUUCGACUGACUGGACUGGCAGUGCAACAACAAAUUCGCGCGAGAAAUAAAAAAAAAAAAACGUCUUAAUUCGCCGUGAAUGAUUUACGGAUCGGUUUUGGGUUUCGCAUCGAAGGCGACAUUCGUUUGUGUAUCAUAUAUUAUAGUAUCGUAUCGUAUCGUAUCAGACAGGCGAACAAAGGCAAAUGAUACUGCUACGUAACGACGGCCGCGUUAUAACGUUAUUACGUUCGGCACUUUAUUCGCGAGGCUCCACUGUGCGUGGGAGUUUUCCGAGCGGCCUAAGUGAUUUUUUAUGGCACGCGUCUGGCGAAGAUAUAACUUCAUAAAAAGUCAAUUUAAGUUUAGUAAUAUUUUGCUGAAUUUAUAGUUGCGAGUAUUUUGUUUAAGCAUAAUUUUUUAUUGCCGCUUGCCUCAGGCUUCGCGAACUGGAUUCGAAUCCGAAUAUAGGGGGGUUUUGAACUUUUUGUUUUGGAGGAAUCGCCAUGAGUCAUGGGAGCGGGUAUAUUACGUUAUAAAUUCAAUAAAUGUGACCAUAAAAAGGCCCAUUCAAAUACCUUGUCCGCGUACAUUAAUCCCGCUGUCCUCCGCCCCAAGCUCCCCCCUUUAACCCACGAUCCCCAGGACCCCCUUAACCCUUUGUAGCCACACAUUACAACGCCUCGAAUGCUGCCGCAAACUGCUGGAGCUGCUCCGUUCUUAACCCCCCUGCACCAAAUGAUUAAUGUCUGGCAGCUCGCAGCCUUGGCGCGAGUUAAGGCCAGAAACAGAGCCACCAUCCAACAUCCAACAUCCAGCAUCCAGAAUCCCGGGUCCAGAGUCCGAGUGUUCCCGGAAUGCCAGCGCAAGUAACCCGAAAAAAAGACAAUACGCAUAAAUCUAUGGGGUUGACACUUAGUACCCAAAGACCACAGACUUCAAAUGAAUUUGUUUUGCAGAUCCACGGCUGACUUUAGAGGGGCGUUGGGUUCAAAGGGGGGCCAGCUGAGUGGCGAGGCGUCAUAAAAUUGGCAACAAAUUGUUUUCACGCCGUUUUAAAUACACAUUUUUUAGCCGAUACUUGGAGACCGUUUAAUGAGCGAAACCAAAAGGAACCAAAGCAAAGCCGAACCGGGUGACCGGAACGAGAACGGGAACGGGAACUGAGAACUGCACUGGGAGAAAAGUAUAGUAAAAUUAACUUGUAAUACUUUUAUGUUUUUUGUCUCAAAUAAGAUUCAUUUAAAAGUUAUU
Molecule: messenger RNA, 4776 nt
Organism: Drosophila melanogaster (fruit fly)
Lineage: Eukaryota; Metazoa; Arthropoda; Insecta; Diptera; Drosophilidae
Gene: inv
Product: invected
Exons: 4
Coding region: 269-1999 (576 amino acids)
Biological process (GO): animal organ development; regulation of DNA-templated transcription; cell differentiation
Cellular component (GO): nucleus
Molecular function (GO): DNA-binding transcription factor activity, RNA polymerase II-specific; DNA binding
Source: RefSeq, marked reviewed